Messenger RNA from Propithecus coquereli (Coquerel's sifaka), 1224 nucleotides. RefSeq names its product aldo-keto reductase family 1, member D1 (gene AKR1D1). Gene Ontology annotation, biological process: steroid metabolic process. The coding region runs from base 102 to 1004 and encodes 300 amino acids. Gene Ontology annotation, molecular function: ketosteroid monooxygenase activity; aldose reductase (NADPH) activity; steroid dehydrogenase activity. The transcript is spliced from 8 exons. Lineage: Eukaryota; Metazoa; Chordata; Mammalia; Primates; Indriidae. Gene Ontology annotation, cellular component: cytosol. The record is from RefSeq and is a predicted model, not a curated record.
UUUCUUUGAUUAACUAGGCUCUAGGACACCUUUUGAAGAAGACUCCCUGCUGUGUUUAGAAUCAUUCCUAGAAAGCUGAAACCUCAGACUCUGUCUCCAAGAUGCACCUCAGUGCUGCGAAUCAUCGCAUACCUCUAAGUGAUGGAAACAGCAUUCCUAUUAUCGGACUUGGUACCUUCUCAGAACCUCAAUGGACCCCUAAGGGGAUCUGUGCAACAUCUGUGAAGGCUGCCAUCGACAUAGGGUACAGACACAUUGACGGGGCCUACAUCUACCAAAACGAGCAUGAAGUCGGGGAGGCCAUCCAGGAGAAGAUAGCAGAAGGAAAGGUGCGGAGGGAGGACAUCUUCUACUGCGGAAAGCUAUGGGCUACAAAUCAUGAGCCAGAGAUGGUCCGCCCAACCCUGGAGAGGACGCUCAAAACCCUCCAGCUAGAUUAUGUGGAUCUUUACAUCAUUGAAAUACCCAUGGCCCUUAAGGCUUUGGAAGCUUGCAAAGAUGCUGGCUUGGUGAAAUCCCUUGGAGUAUCCAAUUUUAACCGCAGGCAGCUGGAGCUCAUCCUAAAUAAGCCAGGACUCAAACACAGGCCAGUCACCAACCAGGUUGAGUGCCACCCAUAUUUCACCCAGCCAAAACUCUUGAAAUUUUGCCAACAACAUGAAAUUGUCAUUGUUGCAUAUAGCCCUUUGGGGACCUCUAGGAAUGAAACCUGGGUGAAUGUGUCUUCUCCACCUUUGUUAAAGGAUGAACUUCUAAACUCAUUGGGGAAAAAGUACAAUAAGACAGCAGCUCAAGUUGUUUUGCGUUUCAACAUCCAGCGAGGGGUAGUUGUCAUUCCCAAAAGCUUUAAUCCUGAAAGGAUCAAAGAAAACUUUCAGAUCUUUGACUUUUCUCUCACUGAAGAAGAAAUGAAGGACAUUGAAGCAUUAAAUAAAAAUAUCCGAUUUGUGGAAAUGCUCAUGUGGUCUGAUCACCCCGAGUAUCCAUUCCAUGAUGAAUACUGACUUCAGAGAGUUCCUGGGCAGAUUUUCCCCUGUUGUGUGUGCCAGGACCUUUCCACUUCCAAGUAUGUGGAAAUGAAAGGGGUUUUACUAUCCUCAAAGUGGUAAUGGAAGCAUGCUUAACUUUUGUGUAGUGUGCGUGACUCUGGCUCAGCCACGCUGAAGAAAAAAUGUUUAAAUCUGUUGAAAUAAUUCUUGAGAAAUUAUCAGCUAAUAUUUUAUU